UGCUCUAGUGACUUCCGCUUUCGAGCACAGCUAUUUCAUGUGGUUAGACAGCUUUGGACUAUUGGAUCUCCGAGAUAUUCAUAUUUGAUAUACUCUUUAUUCAAUACAGAGGUUUAACUCAGUGCAGCUGGACACCCAUUCUGGUAGCAUCACUGAUGAUGGAUGCCACAUCAGCAGCUGGAGUUCUUCAUCCCUACUGGCCACGGGACCUUUUGAUUCCCAGCUAUGUGGCCAAUGACCGAUCCAUGUCAGAGAUCCUGGUGUUCCUGUUUUCUGUGUCUGGGGUGUUUCUGCUUCUGACCUGGCUGAUCACCGGCCAGAGAGGGACCACCGGCAGGCUGGGGACGUGGAGGCGUCUGGCUUUGUGCUGGUUUGCCGUUUGUGGUUUCAUCCAUGGCGUCAUCGAGGGAUGGUUCUCAUUGUAUUAUGAUGUUAUCCCAGGAGACCAGAGCCUGCUGUCACAGCUGUGGAAAGAGUACUCCAAAGGAGACAGUCGAUAUGUAAUAGCGGAUAACUUCACAGUGUGCAUGGAGACUGUGACUGCAUGGUUAUGGGGACCUUUCAGCUUUUGGGCUGUGUUUGCCUUCUUAACUAACAAGCCAUACAGAUUUGUUCUGCAACUCAUCAUUUCAUUAGGUCAGCUGUACGGAGCAGUGCUUUACUUCUACACGGAGCACAGAGAUGGUUAUGCUCACAGUGAGUUGGGACACCCAAUCUACUUCUGGUUCUACUUUGUGUUCAUGAACGUGCUGUGGAUCGUCAUACCGCUGGCGCUCAUUGUGGAUGCGUGGAAACAGCUGUCAGCAGCCCAGACACACACUGACAGAACAAAGUCUAAGAGGAACUGACACCAGGAGGAACUGACUGUGGGACUGUAGGACAAUUACUACAGGAGAUACAAGGGAAAAGUCAACUGGGGACAGCAUACACUUAAUUGAAAAACUCUGUGUUUAAAGAUGAGACAAAAUAAAUGAAUUGUUUGGAGUUGGACAUCUCUCAUCUACGGGUUGUCAUGUUGUACCUGUAAUCUAUGAACUUAAUAUUAAAGUGCAACUUGUUCCUUGUGCAUACGACAAUAUAGCUUUGCAUUUUGUUCUGGAUUUGUGGGGCCUCGGGGAGAAUAUAAAUAAAGAAUCUGUUUUCUCAA
Messenger RNA from Sebastes umbrosus (honeycomb rockfish), 1147 nucleotides. Its product is annotated as EBP cholestenol delta-isomerase. Gene Ontology annotation, molecular function: C-8 sterol isomerase activity; steroid Delta-isomerase activity; cholestenol delta-isomerase activity. Lineage: Eukaryota; Metazoa; Chordata; Actinopteri; Perciformes; Sebastidae. The coding region runs from base 156 to 848 and encodes 230 amino acids. Gene Ontology annotation, cellular component: membrane; endoplasmic reticulum. The transcript is spliced from 5 exons. Gene Ontology annotation, biological process: cholesterol biosynthetic process. The record is from RefSeq and is a predicted model, not a curated record.